ACCGGAAGCCUUCCUGGGAGAGGUGAGCCUAGAGCCCGAGUCCAGGGCAGUGAGAGCGGACCUGCAACCAGGGUACCCCCUUCAAAGGACCGCGCGCGGGACAGCAGUCUCUUGGGGCCACCAGGUCGAGACAAAGGCUGAUGGAGGUUAGGAAGAUCACUGACCCAAAGCCGUGGGAUGAUGGGCUUGCACGCGGAGGAACGCACGCCGUUUUCCUAAAAGUAAGUUAGGUAGGUACAGGAAAGAGGCAAAGUAGGAGGAACAGUCACGAAGCAAAACGCGAACUUACCCGGCGCCCGGCAACCCGGCCUCCGUAGCCCGACUACAAGCGCCACCACCAGAGGAGCCUGGUAGCCAAGGCAGCGGCAGGCUCGACCCAGAGAUCGCGAGAUAGAGCAGGCCUCGCGAGAUCUGGCUUCUUGCCCCUGACAGGCGGGAGUUCUGUUCCGGGGCUAUGGGAGGGCUCUGGCGUCUAGGAUGGAGCCGCGUCGCUUUCUGCGGCUGGCCCUGGAGCCACCUUGGGGCCCCGACCAGGGCCGCGGAGAGGAUAGAGCCGUAUCUCGGGCACGGCAGGAGCGGCACAGGAGGUGCUGAGAGGGGACUAAGGAGGUUGGGGACAUGGAGGCGUCCAAGCCUGGCAGUGCAGCCGCUCCGGCGGCCGAAGAGUACGAACCCCUUCACGCGCGAGCAGGAGGAGGAUUGGCGGCGGCGGAACAAGACGGUCCUCACGUACGUGGCCGCUGCGGCCGUGGGCAUGCUGGGGGCGUCCUACGCCGCCGUGCCCCUUUACCGGCUCUAUUGCCAGACUACUGGACUUGGAGGAUCAGCAGUAGCAGGUCAUGCAUCAGACCAGAUUGAAAACAUGGUACCUGUUAAGGAUCGCAUCAUUAAAGUCACCUUUAAUGCAGAUGUGCAUGCAAGUCUCCAGUGGAACUUCAGACCUCAGCAAACAGAAAUAUACGUGGUGCCAGGAGAGACUGCACUGGCGUUUUAUAAAGCUAAGAAUCCUACUGACAAACCAGUAAUUGGAAUUUCUACAUACAAUGUUGUACCAUUUGAAGCUGGACAGUAUUUCAAUAAAAUACAGUGCUUCUGUUUUGAAGAGCAAAGGCUUAAUCCACAAGAGGAAGUAGAUAUGCCAGUGUUUUUCUACAUUGAUCCUGAAUUUGCUGAAGAUCCAAGAAUGGUGAAUGUUGAUCUCAUCACUCUUUCUUAUACUUUUUUUGAAGCCAAAGAGGGGCAGAAGUUGCCGGUCCCAGGCUAUAAUUGAAGUCAGCAACUAAGUCCUGCUUCAGAUUUGUGAUUUUUGAAAAAUCAUGUAUCUUGUCUUCUCAGAAGAGAAAUAUUUACAAUAACGUGAAGCCUCCUAUUUUAAAUAUUAUGUACCAAUGGUUCUUUUUCUCCCAACUUAUUUACCCUACAUUAGAAUGUACGACUAUUUGAAACCAUACCUGGAAUUUAAGUAGUAUUAAAAGACACUGCUUUGUUUCUUAAAUACAGUCACUAUUUUAAAAGCUCGAAAUGGAAGAAGACUCUCUAAGCCCUAAUAGCUUGCUCAAAGAUUGCAUUCUGAUUUCAAAUUUGACUAUAUCCUUUAAGAUCUACAGUUAUUUUAUAUUUAGAGUACUAAAUAAUUACUUUGAAAUUUUGGUACCAUGACAUUUAAAUAAAAUGAUUAAUUUAUAUACUAGGCUUUUAGCAUUUCUUGUGAAGUUCCAAGUUCCCAAAUGCUAAAAUAUAAGUAUAGGAUUGUGAAAGUUUACUGACAUCAAAAGUUCUCUGAAAAAAGAUGUAUUAAACUGUUUUAAUAGUAAUUUAUUUUGGUUUGUAAUUAUGAUAUAAAUGAAUGCAUAAUUUAUUCUGCAUGUUUUCCAGUAGUCUUUCUUCCAAAAAGAAGAAAAAAGAACAUUUAGUAUUAUAAAGAAUUAUGCUUAAAGGCAAUGCAAUGUAGAAUCCAUUGACCUCUUCAGGGUACCUGAAAUAUAAUUAAGCUAAAAUCAUCAAGGCUUUUAUAAUUCAUAAUUCUAAACAAGAGUAUUAUUUAUAAAGAAGUGCAAAUUGACUUUUACAUUCAACUUUAGCUAAAUGAAGGCACUCAUUAUUCUUCCUGAAUAAUGUAUUUAAUUUUUCACAUUUCAUGCUUUCAUUUAUAAACAAUUAUUUUGUAAUAAAAAUCAUCCUCAUCUUCUCUUAUCCCAGCUCUUGUGAUGACCUCUAAAUGUAGGAAGGCCUGUGAAACAUAAGCUGCUACACCUAAUUAACCUGGUUGGCUUCAGUGCCAUGAAUUUUUCUUCUUAAUUCUUAAGUGAAUUUAUGUUACAACCAAGUUCUUUUGAGAUAAAGCCUGAGCUCCUGUGGGGUCAUAACUGUUAACUCUGGAACUGUUACUCUUCUGUUUAAACUUUGUUACUGUGGAGGAGAAAUUUCCACCAUGGUUUUGAUGUGUUGGAAGGUCUUAACUUCGGGUCUCAAAGCUGGACAGGGUCUCCGUUUUAGAGAAUUGGCACCAGAAAUGCAGCUAGUGAGCUGGUCAUCCACUUGCAUCUGGAAUAAAAAGAAAAGUAAACCACCUCCACCCUUUCCUCUCUUUCCCCAUUCCUUGAUAACUGAGAGCCACAGUCUAAUAGAGGAAAGGUAGGAAUGUACUACUUCCAUGGUGAAGGUAUGAAGGGAAUAAAUGAGGUGAAUAGGUUAUGUGCAUUUAUUAGUAAAUAAAUGGGAUGAUUGGUAAAGCAAGAGAAUCCAGACCUAUCUAGACUAAUAAUGGGUUCUACUAGACCCAUUUAACAAGUAUUAACUGCAACUUUGAUUCUAGUGCUAAGUUUUACUGAUCAUCUGUUUUUGUUAGCAAUAUUUCUAUACCAGGACUUUGAUUCCCAAGAGUCAUAAUUUUUAGCUAACACAGUCACAAAGUAUUUCAUUAGUGAACAAUAGUUCAUUAUAAUUUGAGUGAUUCAGAGGAAUUUGUGUAAUAUUAUUUUACUCAUCAAAGUGUCAGACUGAGAUGGCCCUUACAAUGUAAAUGCUAACUGUAGAAAGUGAUGGUUACACUGCAGUCAUGUGCAAUGUAAGUUGUGUAAAAGUGAAGUCUUUACCUCAACAGUUA
Sus scrofa (pig) is the source of this 3106-nucleotide messenger RNA. It is a transcript of the gene COX11, whose product is annotated as cytochrome c oxidase copper chaperone COX11. The record is from RefSeq and is a predicted model, not a curated record. Gene Ontology annotation, cellular component: mitochondrial inner membrane. Gene Ontology annotation, molecular function: copper ion binding. NCBI's taxonomy places the organism in Eukaryota, Metazoa, Chordata, Mammalia, Artiodactyla, Suidae.